UCGGCUCCCACAGCUAAGUACGCACACAGGCAGCGUGGUGACACGACGUGAUUGGCUGGCCUCGCACAGGGAGGCUGAAUUGAGCAGCAGCAGCAGCGGCUGCAGCAGUAGCGGAGUGUUUCGCAGCUGCGCUAGAGUCUGAAGAGUUACAGGCGCAACUCUCUCCGGAGCCUUCACGCAGCACCCAUAAACUUGUUAAAAAAAAGUUAAGUUUCUUAUCAAAGUGGACUAUACGGUGUAUGACGCUCUGUGUGUGUGGGUGUGUGUGUGUGUGUGUGCGAAAGUAUUGCAGACUCUUUGAAACUCGAUCGGUCCAAAUCAUCCUCCAGGUGCCAUCCUCUGGUUCAGCACCAUGUCAACCACGAAGAGCCCUGAGUCGGUUGACUCCUGUCAGCCAUCCUCCUCCUCUUCUUCUUCUUCUUCUUCUUCUUCUUCCUCCUCCUCCUCGGUGGAGAGCAGCCGAUUCCUGGAGUCCGGUUCGGACCCGGGGUUGGUCCCCGUGGCGCGGCCCUCGCUGCUGGCACGACGCCUGGUGCGUUUACGAGCAUGUCGAAGUCACCUGAGUCCCGUCAGACGCCGCAAGAGGGAGAUGAUCCCCGCCGAUAAGAAAGAUGCCACCUACUGGGAUAAGAGGCGCAAGAACAACGAGGCGGCCAAGCGGUCCCGGGAGAAGCGGAGGAUCAAUGACCUGCUGAUGGAGGGCCAGCUGCUGGCCCUGAGUGAGGAGAACGCCCAGCUGAGGGCUCAGGUCCUCAACCUGCAGUACCACACUAACCUGAGUUUGGAACAAGGCAAAGCUGUCCCUUCCUGUGCAGCAUCCUCUACAUCCGUGCUGGCAUCCACUCUGUCUUUAUCUCCGCGCACUCCUGCUUUUCUACAGGCGGGACUCUGGCGCAGUGGUGGCAGCAGCCCAGCUGCUGUUCCUGGUCUGAGGCAACAAGAAACAGUAGUGCACUCCUUAGAGGGCAAGAUUCCUUGUUUUAGCCCCGUUUUUAACCCACUAAGUCAUCAUUACUUUGUCACACAAGGCCCCUUGCCUCUGCCAGGCGCCAGAGUCCUCUCCCAUGGAGGAGCUGCGGGGGUCUGCAGGCCAGCAGAGAGGGACGUCGAUGCCCAGCGACAGGUCUCCCCCAGCAGCAACGACAUCUCCAUUUCUACCGACGCUCCUCCCCAGCCACUCUUUGCAUCGCUUCUGCCCCCUUUCGACCCACUCCACCAUGCCCCCACCGUCCCAUAUCAGCACCAGAACUGGGUAAUACCCCAUCUCAAUCACCCGGCGAUGUGGCGCUCCUCAUACCUGCAGAGAUCCAGCGUCUACCCCGGCCGGCCCGUUCACAUACACGGGAGACAGGGCCAGAGCGUCGGCGUGGAGGACCACCUCCAGAAGGGAUUCAUGAGCCGACUCAACACGGAGCAAUGAGAAACACUCAGGAUGCUGCAGUAAGAGUGGGCACCUGCAGCUAGAACUUGACAAAAAAA
Molecule: messenger RNA, 1479 nt
Organism: Xiphophorus hellerii (green swordtail)
Lineage: Eukaryota; Metazoa; Chordata; Actinopteri; Cyprinodontiformes; Poeciliidae
Exons: 2
Coding region: 353-1420 (355 amino acids)
Biological process (GO): circadian rhythm; regulation of DNA-templated transcription
Cellular component (GO): nucleus
Molecular function (GO): DNA-binding transcription factor activity; DNA binding
Source: RefSeq, a predicted model, not a curated record